GAAGUCUGUUCCGUUUCGUGUCGAUAGUCGGCUCGGAUCUCCUUUUCAGCGCGUUUACCCAUUUGUGUUUUGAGCGGAUAGUUUGGGUUUGCAGUAAAAGACGACGCAUUUCAUCUAUUCCAAACCGAAGUGUAUAUGGAUUAAUAUUUAAUGGUGGUCGGUUUUUGGCAGUGAUGUGAUUUUUUGCGAACUCGGGUGAUUUUGAUCCAAUAUCUUUGUCACUGAAACCCUAGAGCCAUAGUUUUCACCGGAAGCGAUAAUGUUGAUUCCCAAAGAGGAAGAAAGGUGUGGCAGCCUCAAAAUGUCACAUCACAGCGACGAUAACAUGCUGAUAGCCACUAGCGAUUCGUUUUGGGAACCGGGCAACUACAAAAAGACCACCAAACGAAUCGAAGACGGUUAUAAGCUAUGUUCGGAUUUAGUGACGUUAGUCAGCGAACGAGCUGAAAUAGAGAAAAAUUACGCCAAGGCCCUGAAAGUCUGGUCUAAAAAGUGGAACGAUCUAAUCGAGAAGGGUCCCGAGUAUGGCACCACGGAAGCGGCGUGGAAGGGAGUGCUGGUGGAGGCCGACAGGCGGUACGAUUUACAUUCUAAAGUCAGGGACUGUUUAGCGAACGACGUCACGAAUAAAAUUAAGCAAUGGCAAAAAGACACUUAUCACAAGUCGAUGAUGAAUAUAAAAGAGAAGAAAGAUAUGGACGAUAAUUUUAAGAAGGCGCAAAAGCCGUGGGCAAAAUUGUUGCAAAAGGUGGAGAAAACGCGCACCGACUACCAUACGUCCUGCAAAACGGAAAGAUCGGCCGCCAAUCAGGAGAGGAACGCUGCUGGCGACAGCUCCUUCUCCGCUGAUCAGAAGACGCAAAUGGUAAAAAAAAUGCAAGAUAGGGUUCAAAAAUCCAAAGAGGAAGUACAGAAGUGCAAGGAGAAGUAUGAGCUGGCUCUACAGGAAAUCAACCAAUAUAAUCCCAAGUAUAUGGAGGACAUGACUGUCGUUUUCGAUAAAUGUCAAGAAAUGGAAGCUCAAAGGUUAAACUUUAUAAAGGCGACAUUAUUCGACAUUCACAAGUAUCUUAAUAUAUCUCAGGAUCCAAUGCUCAAUCAAAUAUACGAAGAAUUGUAUCACACCAUCAACAACGCGGAUUAUGAGAAAGAUUUGAAGUGGUGGUCUAACAAUCACGGCGUUAACAUGGCGAUGAAUUGGCCCCAGUUUGAGGAUUACACGGAAGAGUUCCGGGACAUCCACAAGGGCAAAUCGAAGGACUCGGCACCUACCGGAAUAACUCUUAUACAUCAGCGACCUGUUGGUGAAGACUUGCAUGAUUACUCGAUCAAUCAAAAAUCGUCAAAAUCCAAAGCGGCGGCAGCUAAACCAAAUAACACCCCCGUUCACGUUCCACCCGAAUCGCCGCAACCCGCUGUAGAAAAGAUCGAGAGCCCGUCGAAUCGAAUAUCGACAAUAACAAACGGAUCGUCAAACAAAGCCAACGACUCAAAUCCGUUUGAAGAAGAAGACUGGGAAAAUGACGCUUUGGUAGAUAACGGUGAGCCCGGAAUACCUGUCAAGGCCCUUUACGAUUACGAAGGGGCAGAAAAUGACGAACUUAGCUUUAAAGCUGGUGACGUGUUUGAAAAGUUGGAAGAUGAAGAUGAGCAAGGCUGGUGUAAAGGCAGAAAAGACGGCCGAGUCGGAUUGUACCCAGCCAACUACGUUGAAGUGGUUCAGUAAUAAAAAGUCUAUUUUUGUUGAUUUUAUUAACCAGCGAUCCAGGUUUGUUAGUUAUUCGGAUACAACUGGUAAAGUUUAUCCCGUUAUUUAUUAUUAAUUAUUUUAAAUGUAUUUAAAUGCAUUUUCAUUUUGCUAAUUUAAAAUUAGAAAUGUCUUUGAGAGCCGUCGAUCCGUACGCGUGUGAUUGCGAAAUUUUGUACAAAUGUAAAGUUUAAUUUAUAGUAUAUAAUAUAUUCGAAAGUAUUCCCAUGGUAAUAUGUAAUGAAGCUAACAUUGAUACGUAUAAAAAUUAAACGAUAGGCCUGUUACCUAGCUUAGAGAAUUAUGUUAACAAUCUUAGAGAUCUUAAGUUUGGGUCGGUGCAAAUGAUUUAACCGAUUCCUUUAUCAACGGCCGAUGCACAUAAAAAUGCAAUAAAGGAAACGCAAUAACUCUCGCCAUCGAAGAUAUUGAAUCGUUUUCUAUUGGAAUUUAUUAUUUACUUGGUUAAAUUAUUUGUAUAAUCUUCACAGAAUGUUUUUACAUAACUUACCGAAUUGUUUUAUUCUAAAUUUUGUAUUAUAAGAAACGUUUGGAUUUGUUGAAAAACGGUACUGAUACUAUGAUAGUUUCAAAUGUAGUUUUAAAAAUGUGUCAAACUAGAUUUAAAGCAAUUGCUCAACCAAAAAUAGGGUUCAAAUUUGGAAAUUUGUUGUUUAUAAGUCCAUUUUUUUUUUUUUUUUUUUUUUAAGUGGAGACGCUUUCCUACAGAUUUGGUUGUCAGUUAUCUAAUCGGAUUACAUAUAUUUCUAAUAGCGCAACGAACGCCUCAAUCUUAAUAAUUCGUUAACUAGAAAUAUAUAUUUCUAAAUAUUUGUUAUGUAGAAACCAUUCUUAUCAGAAAAGGAGCAACUGUAUAUAAAUCGGUACUAAUAAAGUAUUAUUUUAAGAGAG
This is a messenger RNA of Cylas formicarius (sweet potato weevil), 2659 nucleotides long. RefSeq names its product protein kinase C and casein kinase substrate in neurons protein 1 (gene Synd). NCBI's taxonomy places the organism in Eukaryota, Metazoa, Arthropoda, Insecta, Coleoptera, Brentidae. Gene Ontology annotation, molecular function: protein binding; phospholipid binding. The coding region runs from base 260 to 1726 and encodes 488 amino acids. Gene Ontology annotation, biological process: plasma membrane tubulation; regulation of endocytosis; cytoskeleton organization. Gene Ontology annotation, cellular component: cytoplasm; endosome; plasma membrane. The transcript is spliced from 12 exons. The record is from RefSeq and is a predicted model, not a curated record.